AUGCUCAGUGGCACAAUGUCUGCUCGACUGAGGAAUCUCGGGGAGAUUCAUGGUUGGCUUCAGUCGAUGUUUGCGCACCGCAUGCGCUAUGGAGGUGGAAAGAUGUUAAACAAUAGUGAUGCAGUCAGCGAAGCUCAACAAAAUUUGAUCAUGAAACACGCAGAUUCUCGCACAUUCCUCAACCAUUACCUUCCGCGACAUGUUGACACGGACAUGCAGAAUGUGAUGAACGGCCGCCUAUCCAACAAAUCCCUCAUGCGUGCAGUCACCCGCAUGAGCAGGUGGAUUGAUACCAGACGGCCUCGACACCUGACUCCUGGGCAACGAGCUUCGAUCCGUGAACAUCCAGAGUAUGUCGAAGCGGUCCGGCGAUUGGAUGAGCAAGCUGAAAUAUGUAUCUAUGAUCCGAGAGAGCAGAUGAAAUUGCGACGCGACAAAUUCGCACGCGAAAAGCUCAACACCUUUGGCCGGCUAGAGAGGGCAUUGAGACAAAAAGUUCGAAAGGAGUUUGACCGUAAACAGGCGAAUGUAGACACUGAGCGGCAGCUCUCCGGAGCAGCUAUCGACAACGAGGAAGCGAAAAACGCGUUGCGAACAGACAGUAUGCUGCCAGAGCAGAUUGAUCUUCUCGAAAAGUUGUUGACCUGGCCGACUUCCCAUUCAUUGGAAGUAGAGUGGGAGAGACGAAAUGCUGCUGUCGCUGCCAUCUCGCGAUAUUGUUGUCACCUUGAAGGCGGGCCACUACGUGGACGAUGUAAACGGCCGGUUCCAAGCGAUGAGCCCGACGAACAGCACACAGCAAUGGAAAAGCGAGCAACAAAAAUAGCCUCGAUCCCUCCUGAAAUGUCAAAGGAACAAUUGCUUCUGGAGAAGGCGGGAAACUAUAUCCGGAAGGCUAAAAAACCUCGACGAUGCUUUCAAUGUUAUGGUAAUAACAUGCUGCCUGUUCAUCGUCGAACACACAAAUAUAGCGAAUACAAAUCGACUUUGCGACACUUUCGAGAAAAACACUUGGAGGAUCGGAGAUGUCAUAUGUGUAGUGAGGAUCUUCUACAUGAAAUGCAUAUUCGCAGACAUGCAGAAGACGUUCAUCGUCUUGCUACCGAACGCAAUUACUACGCGAAAGAAGAGUCAGGAUCAGACAUUGAUACGGACUGA
Penicillium argentinense is the source of this 1158-nucleotide messenger RNA. RefSeq lists its product as uncharacterized. The record is from RefSeq and is a predicted model, not a curated record. The transcript has a single exon. The coding region runs from base 1 to 1158 and encodes 385 amino acids. NCBI's taxonomy places the organism in Eukaryota, Fungi, Ascomycota, Eurotiomycetes, Eurotiales, Aspergillaceae.